ACCCACCUUCCUGAAUUUGGUCAUUUUUUUCCGUCUUUGGAGGAAUGAAGAGGAACAAUUUAUCUCUUGUGAAUAAAAUCGUCCGGUCUUCACCAGCAGUGAAACAACCAAAAGUUGGCUUCUUCUCUUCUCUCAAUCACAACCACAUGCACACUGUCCUUCUAGACUGGGGGAGUUUGCCUCACUAUGUAGUAUUACGCAUUUUUCAGUAUCUUCCUUUAAUAGAUCGGGCCCGUGCGUCUUCAGUUUGUAGGAAAUGGAAUGAAGUUUUUCAUAUUCCUGACCUUUGGAGAAAGUUUGAAUUUGAACUGAACCAGUCAGCGACUUCCUAUUUUAAGUCCACACAUCCUGAUCUCAUUCAGCAGAUCAUUAAAAAGCAUGCUACCCAUCUCCAGUAUGUUAGCUUUAAGGUGGAUAGUAGUACUGAAUCAGCGGAAGCUGCCUGCGAUAUACUUUCUCAGCUGGUAAAUUGUUCUAUCCAGACCUUGGGCUUGAUUUCAACAGCCAAGCCAAGUUUUAUGAAUGUGUAAGCACUUACAGUUGUCUUUGUCAACUCAAAAUCAUUAUCAUCGAUCAAAAUUGAAGACACACCAGUGGAUGAUCCUUCAUUGAAAAUUCUUGUGGCCAAUAAUAGUGAUACCCUAAGACUCCUAAAAAUGAGUAGCUGUCCGCAUGUUUCCUCUGAUGGAAUCCUUUGUGUAGCUGAUCGCUGUCAAGGCCUUAGAGAACUGGCAUUGAAUUAUUACAUUCUAAGUGAUGAAUUUCUCCUAGCACUUUCAAGUGAAACUCAUGUUAACCUAGAGCAUCUUCGAAUUGAUGUCGUGAGUGAAAAUCCUGGGCAAAUUGAAUUUCAUUCUAUUAAAAAACAAAGUUGG
Lutra lutra (Eurasian river otter) is the source of this 875-nucleotide messenger RNA. Its product is annotated as F-box/LRR-repeat protein 21-like. Gene Ontology annotation, molecular function: protein binding. Gene Ontology annotation, cellular component: SCF ubiquitin ligase complex. The record is from RefSeq and is a predicted model, not a curated record. Gene Ontology annotation, biological process: SCF-dependent proteasomal ubiquitin-dependent protein catabolic process; positive regulation of protein ubiquitination. Lineage: Eukaryota; Metazoa; Chordata; Mammalia; Carnivora; Mustelidae.